Messenger RNA from Parasteatoda tepidariorum (common house spider), 747 nucleotides. RefSeq lists its product as uncharacterized. The record is from RefSeq and is a predicted model, not a curated record. Gene Ontology annotation, molecular function: nucleic acid binding. Lineage: Eukaryota; Metazoa; Arthropoda; Arachnida; Araneae; Theridiidae. Gene Ontology annotation, biological process: DNA integration.
AUGUUAAUGGCUCACCUUAGAGAAAAUGUUUGGAUAUUGAAGUCUAGGAAGACCAAAAGAAAUGUCAUCAGAAAAUGCAUCAAAUGGUGGGAGCGACUAGUACGUAUGGUCAAAGAAAUCUUAAGAAAAGUACUAGGUCGCACCUCUUUGAAUUAUGAAGAACUGAACACAAUUCUUUGUGAUUGUGAGCAAGUCAUCAAUUCCCGUCCAAUAACCUAUGUAACCGAAGAUAACAAAGAUCCAUCCCCCUUGACACCCAUGAUGAUCUUGCAAGAUUUGCCUUCCUAUGGAGUUCCUGAUAUCGACAACAUUGAUAAGAGAGCCAAAUAUUGGCAGAGAAUUAGAGAUGAUCUUCGAAGAAGAUUUCGAAUUGAGUACUUAGGUCAACUACGAUAUCAAGCCUCAAAGGACAAGAAGAUUGAUCAACUUACAGUUGGCGACGUAGUUUUGUUUGAAGACAUCAACAAGCGUCGAAUCCAUUGGCCAUUAGCUAAGAUCCUUGAACUGUUGCCUGGAAAAGACAAAGUUGUGAGACUUGCCAAAGUUAAAACUGAAAAUAGAACAUUAAAGCGCUUGUUUUCUCUUGAGAUAAGUGAGCCAAACACUAAUCCAUUUCUCUUUCCAGCUUCUUCCUUUACAGAUUCUCCUAGCACUUCCUCUGAAUUGAUGCGACCUGCCGCCAGUGUAUCCAGAGCCGUACCCUAUGUAACCAGAUACGGCAGAGCCGUCAAACCCAUUGAUAAAUAA